Molecule: messenger RNA, 471 nt
Organism: Marasmius oreades (fairy-ring Marasmius)
Lineage: Eukaryota; Fungi; Basidiomycota; Agaricomycetes; Agaricales; Marasmiaceae
Exons: 3
Coding region: 1-471 (156 amino acids)
Source: RefSeq, a predicted model, not a curated record
AUGGCUCGUCCUGGUGCACCUCGUCUGCAUAGGCUACCUCAGCGGUUAGACUAUACCCUCAUACCCGCUCCUCUAGAUAUAUCCCUACCUCAUAUGACCGAAAAAUCACCCCUCCCUGCGAUCAUCGUCACUCCGUCGUCACCUUCAGCAGAACAUCGUUUCUCAAUAGCGUUCCUCGCCCCACCCUUACCACCAUCUAAACCCUCGCUUCGCGAACGACUCUCAUCCACGCUGUUCUCGUUCAAAACGCGAACAGCGCUCUUGUUGUUGGUGAUUUGCUUUGUAAUGAUCUGCCACUUAGUCGCCCAUAAGAUGGCUACACACCGACCUCAUUUGGAUCUGGAUUUUGCUGUUCAGGAUGCGGAAGCCACUCGGUCUGUGGUCGGUGAAUGGUUUGGGUCACUGUGGGGGGACGGGGAUCAUGUCCCUGUGGACAACAAGCGUGAAUACAUCGUCAUGGAACCGUUGUAA